Molecule: messenger RNA, 541 nt
Organism: Epinephelus lanceolatus (giant grouper)
Lineage: Eukaryota; Metazoa; Chordata; Actinopteri; Perciformes; Serranidae
Gene: s100a10a
Product: S100 calcium binding protein A10a
Cellular component (GO): cytoplasm
Molecular function (GO): calcium ion binding; calcium-dependent protein binding
Source: RefSeq, a predicted model, not a curated record
CCACACCACAGGUUGACUCACAGUGCACAGCAGCCGGGGCGGCGCCUGUCUAUAAAGUCUGCACUCCUUCCCGGCCCCUGAACAUUCCCACCUCUUCUCUUGCGGCCACGUCUCAGCCCUGCACGUCAAAACACAUCUCAGCCACCAUGCCUUCAGAACUGGAGACAGCCAUGGAGUCACUCAUCAAGGUGUUCCACCGUUACGCCUCUAAGGAAGGCCGGAGUGGCACACUCAGCCGGCGGGAGCUCAGAGAGUUGAUGGAGAACGAGCUCUCUACCUUCCUCAUGUCUCAGAAGGACCCUGCUGCUGUUGACAAAAUCAUGAAGGACCUGGACACCAAUGGCGAUGGCCAGGUGGACUUUGAGGAGUUUGUUUCUCUGGUUGUUGGACUUUCCAUUGCCUGUGAGCAGUGCUAUCAGAUGCACAUGAAGAAGACAUCUAAGAAAUAAACGACAACAGUGGAAGGGAGGAGAAAAACCAAAAAGCCUUUGAAGUAUUGUAAAGAUAGUUUUGUUCAAUAAAUACAGUGAAGAAUUUCAAA